This is a messenger RNA of Hydatigera taeniaeformis, 1362 nucleotides long. The record is from the annotation of a GenBank genome assembly. Lineage: Eukaryota; Metazoa; Platyhelminthes; Cestoda; Cyclophyllidea; Taeniidae.
AUGAAUAUCACCAACAUUACCUUACCUUCAGAAUCCCAGCUUCGUCCUUAUGCCUACCUCUAUGAGGAGUUGUGCAUCUACUUCUUGCGAUGGUACUUACCAACCACAAUCAUCGUUGGUACCAUGGGAACUUUAUUUAGUCUCUUUUUCCUAUUUUGCUCAAGGCUCUUUCAAUCAAAUAUGCUGCUCUGGCUCUCCAGCAUCUGCAUUGGUGACUUCUUCAUUCUCAUGCUUGAGGGAAUGUGGAUUUUGUUGAAGGUAUGGUUUAAAUAUGACAUUCGUGAUCACAACGAUUUAAUUUGUAAAAUUCACAAGGCUGCUUCAAACUAUGCUCUCUACUGGUCAGCUUAUAUGCAAUCUGCACUGUCAGUGCAGCGCGCCUACCUGGUUUUCAAGCCACUUCACGCUCGUGGUCGUGGAGGCAUCUCCAAGAGACAUCUCUGUGCGUGGACUAUGAUUUCGAUCAUCCUUGUGGCUCCUGUGGCGCCCUACAUUAUUUACUGGCGAAUAAUCGACGGCGACUGUGAUCCUACGGAUAGGGAUAUAUUCUAUCUAACAACACUCUGUGACCUAAUCAUAUGGGGGAUAAUUCCGUUGCUUGGAAUGACAGUGGCCACGGUAGUCAUUUGUCUCAAUAUGGCCAAAUUGGGAAAUAAAUUUAAAAGAGCUAAGGUGGCAAGUUCAAAAGGAUCACGGAAGUUCUCUGUAUGUAUUACACCCGAGGUUCCACCAUUUCAUCGUAGACGUGGACUAUCCACUCCAUCAAUAACCACUGUCCUACUCAGGUCCACUACUGACACCCAAACUCUGUCAUCACGGCUCAUGGACCACCUAAAGCAGUCUGAGGUGGGCCAAUCGCCCAUGGAAUAUUCAUCUUCUCAACUAGAACGACAACUUACCGACCAUAGCAGUAGUCGGCACAAUGCACCGGACAACUUCGGUCAUGUAACACGUCUCCUCAUCUGUAUGAAUAUUGCCUACAUGGCAAGCACAUUCCCUCUCCUCAUUUUCCUCAUGUUUCGUAACUUCAGUGGAGUAGACGUUGAUCCCGAUUUUCAUCGGUUCUGCUAUUACCUAUUUCGUAGUCUUUGUUUCCUUAACUCCUGUACAAAUUGGAUUUUCUACUGUCUCGUGGGCAAAUUGUUCCGUGAAGAGGCUAAACACAUCCUCCGUAUGUGCUGCGGUCUCCAACCCAAAGUGCCAUCGCGAGGUGCUAGCACUCACUCAGGGAAGGCAUUGGCACUUCCACUGCCCAGUAUGCGCACGCCUGAGGUGAGUCAUCACACCUCACCGGUAAAACGGAUUCGAUCGAUAAGUGCGAUUGAUAUUCGGCGUGCUGUAGCGCGGAUACCUGCGCGAUGA